Molecule: messenger RNA, 2304 nt
Organism: Salpingoeca rosetta
Lineage: Eukaryota; Choanoflagellata; Craspedida; Salpingoecidae
Exons: 7
Coding region: 1-2304 (767 amino acids)
Source: RefSeq, a predicted model, not a curated record
AUGUCCAAAGUCGCAUCCAACCAAUCGUCGUCCGCGUCCCUCAUGAACCACUGCACCAAUGACCUGGCCACAAGUGGCACAGACACCGAGAACACGAGCGAGAGUCAUGACAGCAGUCGCAGCAGCGACCAAGACAACGAUGGCGUUGCUGCGUCUUCAGUGACCGAUGAUACACGAAACAACGACGCACGGGCCACUGGUACGCGAGCCGUUGGUCCACGGAACUCUGGCACCGCAACAACGGUAGCAGCGGCCUGCAACGAGGAAGAGCAGCCACUGGAGGACCAUGCUGUCACAUGGCAAAGCUUUGGCAAGCUGAGGGUGAAGAUCAAGUACGAAGAGCCCAAGGAGAGGGCAGAGGGCGCUGGUGUGCUGGCCAUAUGUGUGCGUGAGCUGCGUGACCUGCUUGUUGGCUCCAGCGCUGCGCGCGGCCUCAAACUCGCGGUGCAAGUCGCGCUUAUGGAGCAAGACAUGGAGGUGGAAGGGACGCGCGUGUGCACGGUGACCAAACCCCAUCACAAGGCAGCCAUCAGCUUUGAAGAGCAUUUCGCCGUGUUCCUGCCCACCCCGUGCAGCAUCGCCCCUCACGACUACGCCGUGCGUGUCAUGGUGACAAGUCAGAAGCACGCCAGAGACUUCACCUUGCCUGCAAGCAUUCCAAAAUCUCCCGGCAUGCGCCGGCGCCGCACCCUGAAAGGGCCACGGCGCCACACGCAGCACAGUCAACACAGCCACCGGCAGCGCUCUCUGUCUUCGUCCUCCACCGCGCCUGCCUCACCCGGCCGCCGUUCAAGGAAAGGCAGCUGGUUUUCGCCAAAGAGGCGCAGGCACGCCCAGGGAACAUCGCUCGGAGAUGGUGACGUAUGCAUUGGUGGAUUCAGCAUUCCCUUGCGCGAGGCCAUGCAGAACGUCCAUGCCUGUGCUGGCGGCGCUUGGUACGACGUCCUUCCCACACAUGUGGCGUCCAUCACGUACACGCGUGUGCGACCGGAGACACGCGACUCAUCCGCACCGCUUCACAACCCAAAAUCGCGCAUCUCAACCCCACGCCGGCUCAUGCAGCGGCUGCGCGCCGCCAAUCUCAGCCACGAGCAGCUGGUGCUGAAGGCCAUCCAACAAGCAGACGCGUCGCCUUGCCGCGGUGCUCGGCCGAAACACAAAGGAAUUUGUCAUCUCUCCAAUCUCCGCAACAACGCACCGCUGCGCGCCGCCAAUCUCAGCCACGAGCAGCUGGUGCUGAAGGCCAUCCAACAAGCAGACGCGUCGCCUUGCCGCGGUGCUCGGCCGCAACACAAAGGAUUUGUCAACUCUCCAAUCCCGCGACGACGCAACCGUCUCAUCAGCAAACUUCGCCGACAGCAACAGCGACAGCCGGAGGAGGGGGGUGAGGCAGAGGCUUCUGUACCCAGUCAGUUAUUCGAGCAACAGCAACAGCAGAAGCGACAGCACGACGGGUUGGUGCGCAGCCAGCACCCCGUUCUGAACUUUGACGCUGAUGAUGACGAGACAGACGUGGAUGUGUUUGGCGACAGCACGACCACCAGCGGUCGCAGUUCCAAGAGCGAUAUUGACAGCGAGAAUAUGGCACCCGGAGUGACGAGCUACACCAGUAUCCAGGCAACGAGGAGCGCCAGACAUUACAGCGCGCCCACAAUCGGCUGCGAUGAAGACCAUCAUCGACAGCAGCAGCAGCGGCAGCGGCGGCACAAUUGGGGUAGAGCGAGCCUGCAGGUACAGUCGCAGCAGCAACGCCAAAGCGUACGUGCAGAUGGUGCUUCGUCCCCGUUUGCGCUUGAGAGGGCAGACGUCAUGCACCCGACAUCCGUGGAGGAGAAACUUCGCUCCAAGAUUUCGCACUUGCAGCGUCGCCUCCGCCACACAGACCUGGAAAACCACCUCCUUCGCAAGCAGGUGAAAGCUCAACUGCUGGUUGCCGAGACCACGAGCGUGCUCCGCAGCGAUAUGAUGAAGUUGAAGAGGCGCCUUGUCAAAGCAGAGGGCGAGCUUGAAGCGAAGGAGCAGCGGGAGCGCGAGUGCCGAGACAGGCUGCAAGACAUGCACGAGGAGAACAUGACGCUGCGCGGGCAAGUGGAACGGCUCACGGAGAAGCUGAUCAAGCACAAUCCUUCGGCCUACAUCCAAGCCAUGCAGUGCCCUCUCAGCCCCCACGUCACAACCGCCAACUUGCUCCCCAGCACUCACAUGCCAACCAGCAGCGGCAGCAGCAGCAGCGGCAGUCCCUCUCACCCAGGAGCAACAACCACACGCUCGCCUUCCCAAUCAUCCAUCACCAUUGCGCUGUAG